UUCAGUGCAAUAUUUCAACUAUUACCUACUGUUACUAGAUACGACAUGAGGAAUCGCUGCAACUCCCGCCAAACAUGCGGCAAACGCCGGUAGCCUACUCUUGUGCGUAAAGGGUCCGGGAAUUUAGGUGAAACACGCGUAGGGCACGGGGAGUAGAGGAUACGCAUGGAGGCGCCCGACAAACCACAGCAGCUGCUGAGCCCACGCGGGGCGAUGAAGGCUGCGGCCAUUGGCCUGGAUGGCCGCUGGAAGGCAGACGUCGCGUCAAGCGCCUUGUGCGGCGCGUGGCGGCGGGGGUUGCGGGGGCGCGGCGUGGCGCCACUCCGCCUGGUAGCGGCGCUGCUGAUGUCCCGCUCGCACCUGGGCUCCCGUGGGCUACCUCCCAAUGCUCUGGUCCAACCGCACGCAGGUUGCGACAUCAGCACUGCAAUUGCUGGGCACAGAGUUAAUGGAAGGAUUCUUGGGUGCGCCGGGCACAAGCCAGUACCACGGCUUACGGCUGGGUUGGCCGUCGGGCUUGGGCCCCUCACCAACACCCCCGCCAAAGGCAUGUCGGGUGGCCCGCAGUGCGGCUCUGAGCAGCACUUCCAACCAUACGCCUACAGCACCAUAGCGAGCGCUCCGCGUAACCGCGCCAAGCAGCAACCCUUAGCUGAGGGAAAUGUGGGCGCGGUAAAGGACCGUCCGGAUUCCCCUGCGCGCGCCGCACCUGAUCAGCAGUCGGGUUCAUCAGGCAAGCCUCACCGAUCCCACGAUCCGCCGUCGUCCCCACCGCCGCCUCCGCACCACUCCGGCCUCAACAGCGAGCAGCUGGCAGCGGUGAAGGACGUGUCGGCUGGCCUGGUCACUGUCAGCGCGGGGCCGGGUAGCGGUAAGACACGCACCCUGGUGGCGAGAGUGCUGGAGCUGGUACAGGUUCACAGCGUCCGGCCCAAGCAGAUUGCCGUCUUGACCUUCACACGCAAAGCGGCAGAUGAGCUGCGCAAGCGGCUCCGCGACGCGCUGGGCGCGACGGCUGCCGAGGAAGUGGUGCUAGGGACGUUUCACUCGUUGAGUGCGCGGCUGCUCAGGCAGCACUUUCAGCUGGUGGACCGGGGUGCGGGCGCCAGUGGCGGCUCCCGACUGGCGGGGCUGCGCAAGGACUUCCGAGUGCUGGAGGUGUGGGCGGGGCAGGGGGGGGGGGGCAGGGGGGCGGCUGAUUCGGGCGGGGAGGAGGACUGAGAGCGAGAGCAAGGGCCGCAUGGUCGUUGGUGUUGUAUUCUGGUGUGGGUCGUUCUACCGG
This is a messenger RNA of Chlamydomonas reinhardtii, 1282 nucleotides long. RefSeq lists its product as uncharacterized. Gene Ontology annotation, biological process: recombinational repair. Gene Ontology annotation, cellular component: nucleus. Gene Ontology annotation, molecular function: DNA binding; ATP binding; 3'-5' DNA helicase activity. The transcript is spliced from 4 exons. Bases 166 to 1221 code for a protein of 351 amino acids. The record is from RefSeq and is a predicted model, not a curated record. NCBI's taxonomy places the organism in Eukaryota, Viridiplantae, Chlorophyta, Chlorophyceae, Chlamydomonadales, Chlamydomonadaceae.